This is a messenger RNA of Tetranychus urticae (two-spotted spider mite), 2644 nucleotides long. Lineage: Eukaryota; Metazoa; Arthropoda; Arachnida; Trombidiformes; Tetranychidae. The record is from RefSeq and is a predicted model, not a curated record.
AGUAUCGAUAGUAUUUGAUUGCAAAUAACCAUUGAUAAGCAUAAACAUCAGACUACAACAAAGACAAUGUCGGCAACAAAUCCAUUGAGCAUUUGGCCCUUUUUAACCGGCUAUCCAUUCCAAGGCCUUAAAGCUUUGGGUUAUUCAUCGGCAUCUCAACCCGGUGGACACACUUUGAGGUGUCUUGAACAUCCUCUUUCGCGAACCGGCUUCUUGGGUUCAUGUCGAUGCUCAGAUCUUCCAGGUGAUUGUGCUUAUCAUCCGAUGAUAAUUAAAGAUCGAAAUCCAAGUAAUAAUAAUAGUGCUUCAAGUAAUCCUGCAAAUAAUAAUAAUAAUAAUUGUUCAAAUUCCAACUCAAAUAAUUCAAAUAGUAAUAGUAAUAAUAAUAAUGUUAGUAACAAUAGUAAUAAUAGUAAUAGUGUUAAUAAAAGUAAUAAUUCUAGUGGGAACAAUCAACAUCAUCAACAGCAAUCAUCAUCACAACACGCUCAUCACCAUGUUCACCAUCAACAGUCUCAACAGUCUCAAUCUCAACAACAGAUUCACCUUAAUAGUCGACUUCACGGUUCCAAUUCUGGUUCAAAUGUUUUGAUCAACAAUUUAACCAAUACCAUUAACUCUGGACCAUUGAGUGUAAUUCAUCACCAUCUUAACGGUAACUCUGACCUUUCCAAUCACAGUAACCGAAGUACUUCAUCAACUGAUUCCAACAUGGGUAGAUGUUUGGUUGAUGAUGAUGAUCAUGAUCAUUCGCAAGAUGGCAGUUCUAAGCGACGUCGAACCCGAACCAAUUUCAAUUCAUGGCAACUGGAGCAACUGGAGAAAGCCUUUGAAGCCUCUCAUUAUCCAGAUGUAUUCAUGAGGGAAUCCCUUGCAUCUAAACUUGAUCUAGCCGAGGCAAGAGUUCAGGUUUGGUUUCAAAAUCGUCGAGCCAAAUGGCGUAAAAAGGAGCACACAAAGAAAGGUCCAGGUCGACCUGCCCACAACGCUCAUCCACAAACCUGUUCAGGCGAUCCAAUUCCUCCCGAUGAAAUAGUUAAACGAGAUCGUGAUAAAAGGGAAAAGAAGAUGCGAAAACAAUUGGAAAGGCAAGCUAAACGGUUGCAACAGUCAAAGUCAAAGCCCGGAGUCAACACGGCCACCCUUACCGAGGGUAUAAUUCAAAGUCUAAUUGAGUUGCGUUCAUUGAACAGCCGUAAAGAGGCUCGCGAUUUGGUCGGCUAUGAGACUUACUCUCUACUCGUUGACGGACUAAGUUUGGAUGUAAAUGACAUAAUGUCCAAACCAAUUAGUUCACUUAAUCGAAUGGGUGGAAAUGGUUCCAAUGGCGGCAAUGGAAGCGGUUCCUCAGCACAUCAUCAUCACCAUCACCACCAACAACACCAUCAUCACCAUUCAACAUCAUUAUCAUUAUCACCCAAUUCAUGUUCAUCUUCAUCAUUAUCGCCCUCCUCUUCUUCAGGUUCAACACCUUCAGGUUCAUUAUCAUCAACAACCAUUACAACAACCAGCCUACCAAACUCAUCAUCAGCAUACAAUGACACUAAUGGUUGUAACACUUCAAACAAGGUAAAUGGUAAACUUGGCGGUUCAUCAUCUUCCGCUUCUCAGCAUCUUUUGUCAACCAGUCGAUCAUCCAAUGUUGUCGGGCUUGCUGGUCGAAUCGGUUCAAGUGGAAACUUUUCACCGGCAAAUGCUCAAUUCUCGUCACUCCUUUCAAGCCACCACUCGCACCACCACCACUUUCAUCAAUUGCAUCAAAAUUUAACUGCCACCCUGACAUCAGCCUCUUCUUGUUCCUCUUCAACUCCUUCAGCAUUCAAAUCAAAAUUCAAUUCAUUUUCCAUUGAAAAUCUUCUCUCUAAUUGCAAUAAAAACUCGCCCCUAUCAAGCUCACCCAAUCAACCUAAAUUAACCUCAUCAACCGGAUCGUUAACAAUAACACCAGGAACAGGAACACUGGCAACAGGGUCAAAACACAGUUCGUCCAAAUCAUCCAAUCAACUAUUAAUGAGUAAACGUGAUUCAAGGAAAGCCAACUCUCGUCAUUUGUAUCAGGGAUCACACUUGUUCAAAGAUAAUCAUGAACCCUCAUCCGAUCACGAUGAUUCCGAUUCAAAUGAUUUGGCCUCUUUCAUGUCCUCCUCACCACGACCCAGCAGUCCAGAAGAUGAUCUGGAUGAUAACAAUGGACCCAUUGACUUGGGACCAACUCGAUCCAGAGGUUUACCAACACCAAUAAUGUUGAUCCAAAUGAAUACCAAAGAAGAGGAAGAAGAGGAAGAGGAAGACGAAGAAGAAUCUCAAAAUGAAGAUUCAGACAACUCCGACAAUGAAACCGAAGUCAACCAUCACAAUGCAACCAAUGAGAUGAGUGAAGAUGAGGUUGAAAGGCCCAAGUCCAACAUGAUGGUUGAAGAGGAAGAGGAAGAAGAAGAAGAUAAAAAAGAUGAAUCAAAUUCAGACGAUAAGCUCAAUCAUUAUCCAAGUCAAAGCAAAGGUGAAGGUGAAGAUGCAAUGAAAGCAACAGAAAAUGAUUUAAGUGAUAUCGAAGUUGAUGGUAAUUAAUUAGCUAAUUAAUUCCUUUUUACCCACCAAACUUCUAAUUUGUAUUUAUUUUCAUCAUCACCAUCAACCUCAUCAU